Tarenaya hassleriana is the source of this 963-nucleotide messenger RNA. RefSeq names its product ethylene-responsive transcription factor RAP2-11. The transcript has a single exon. The record is from RefSeq and is a predicted model, not a curated record. Bases 28 to 837 code for a protein of 269 amino acids. Gene Ontology annotation, molecular function: DNA-binding transcription factor activity; DNA binding. Gene Ontology annotation, biological process: regulation of DNA-templated transcription. Lineage: Eukaryota; Viridiplantae; Streptophyta; Magnoliopsida; Brassicales; Cleomaceae.
GAUUUUUCCUAAAACCCCAAAAAUACAAUGGAACACCAAAUAACUCAGAAGCAUCAGCCAAAGAACAACACAACAAAGAAGAAAAACAAUGCCAGCAACAACAACAACAAUGGCAAGACCAAGUUUGUCGGAGUCCGACAAAGGCCGUCGGGGAAAUGGGUAGCGGAGAUCAAAGACACGACGCAGAAGAUCCGAAUGUGGCUCGGAACUUUCGAGACGGCUGAAGAGGCUGCUCGUGCCUAUGACGAGGCCGCCUGCCUCCUCCGCGGCUCCAACACUCGCACCAACUUCGCCACCCAGUUCCCCACCAAUCCCCAUCUCUCUUUGAAGAUUCGGAAUCUUCUUCACCAGAAGAAAAACAUGAAACAACAACAAGAACAACAACAGAAACGGAUCACUACUACCGUGGCAGCGGCCACGAUUCCCGCAUCAUCAAACGCAGUGAUACAACCAGCCGAUAUGCUGGACAACGUGUAUCGCCCCGAUCUCGCUGGCUGCAUUGCCGGACAGCCAGAAGAACACGAAGGGUUCCAUCUUUCUUACCCGUGGCAACUUCUCGCGGGAUUCGAUCAUCAAGUCCCUUCGGCUCGAGCUGCAUCGGAGACAAACCUCGGACAUCACCAUCAGUUCCAAGAUCCCGACACAACUGAUCAACAACCGAAUCUAGGGUUUGCGGAACUCCAACGGAUGAAAGACAUGGAGAGGCAGGUAUCAGCGUCGCUAUACACGAUGAGUGGAACCAACUACGACUGCAUGACGACAGAAUACGCCAUUUUCGAUCCGACCGAUCCCAUUUGGGAUCUCCCUGCGCUUUCCCAAUUGUUCUGUCCUACAUGAUCUGAUCACUUUCGUCGAUGUAAAGUAGAUAUUACAUCUCCUAUAUAUAUAUAUAUACCCGGCGUAUACAGACCAGAUUUGUACGUAAACAAAAAAUGGGGCAUUGUGUAAGGUGGUUAAUAUAUA